AUGAUCAAGACGGAAGAAGACAAGGGAAUACCCAUGGCUUGCUACACGGCUCAUCGUCGUCCUCGUCAUCGAAUGUGACGUCGAUUCCGCUAUCUACGGCCGCUGCUGGGGCUGGGACGGGGGCUGGGGCUGGGACGGGGGCUGGGGCUCGGGCUGGGGCUGCAUCGUUUGUCUCGUCGCCAUCGUCGUCGCCAUCAGCGUCUUCGCGCAGACGGAUCGGAGCAAGGAGAAUCACAACGGCGUCGGGUGUAGAGGUGGAGAGAGACAUUCUGAACGCAUCAACGUCCAGCGCCGAGAUCAGGGCCGUUGCCGCAGCGAGAAUGAUGGAAGCUGGGGAUAAGAGGGGCUUGGAUGGCGAGUUCCAAGGUGAUCGAGAUGGGCAAGAAGUCGAUGAUGUCGAAAUCGACGUCGCACGCCGGGCUCUGACUCCGACCGGCCACGGUUGCCUUCUCCCCGCCGACUGGUUCCAGCAGUGGAUGGCCCAUGUCGGUCGCUGCGGGCCGCCGCCACCGCCGGUCAGCACUGCACCGCUUCUUUCGCAUGUGGCGGCGUCGGUACCGCACGCGCGUGUAGUCUCGUUUGAGGCUUGGGACUACGUGGUGGCCAAGUACGGCGGCGGCCCGCGAAUUGUGCGGGCUCCGCUUGACCCCAUGCUCUCGCGGCGGCGCAUGCGCCAACGAGCAGUAGCGCUGCCAUCGAAGCAGAGCAAGCGCGCCCUGCUCUCAGCCCGGUCGGCCAUCCAGCGGUCACGGUCGCUGGAGCCGAGCGCGAGCCCGUCCAUCGCGACCGCCAAUCCCGAGCCGUCACCUCCGCGCCGCCUACCGGCGCAAGCAGCACUCCCUGUAACGAUCACCUUUGUUGCAUUUGGCAAGGCAGAGCGCUCGGCUACCGAUUCGCCAUGGGCGCUGCUAGAGUCGGUGCCUGUUGAUCGCGAUAGCACAACACCUGCGAGUCCACUGUGGACCGUAAUGUUUGUGCUCUCUGCAGCGACAGUUGCCUCGGCCAUCCCGGCCAUCCUCGCCGAGCACGCCCUGCACACCUCGGCGCUGCACUUUUCACUCUGGCGAGUGGCAAGCAAGUCAAACGAGCUUGCUCCGCUUGUGCUGCGAAGCACCGACAACGCCCCGCUGAUGGUGUCGGAUCUCGACGGCGUCACAAUUGUGGUCGCCGGAAGUGAGGCCGAGCAGGCAACGGUGGCCAGAGUCUGGGCAAAGUGGUGCACAGUGCGGGCGCAACGAGUCUCACCGGCCAACUCGCUGCAAGUCACGCUGCCUGCAGUCCACCUAGGAGCCUUCUCGGCCGAGCCGAUCAGCGGGCUGGCGUCGCUGGCGCUGCUCGAGGACAGCGUUCCUCCAUGCGUCUUUCUGGCGCUGCUGAGGACAGCGUCGUCGGCGACAUUCUCGGACGCGCUAGUGUACGAAGUCAACACGGCACAGGCGUCUGCAGCACUUGCGUGGUUGUUGCGCCUCGGGCUCGAGCCCGCCAACAGCGCCCUGCUUGCGCAGCUUCUGGCAUGCAUGGUCAUCGAGCUGCUCACCCGCAAAGUGCCUGUGCUUGGUGGCCAAGCUGCGGCGCUGUCGCUACUGCCAAGCGCGCGACGGCUGCAUCUCUUUCUUCUCAAGCCCAAGGUGCUGUCGGAUCCCGAAACCGCGUUUGGCGCUGUAUACACUCCGUGCUAUGUCCUCCACGACUCGACGCAGGCCUUGCUUGAGACGAUGCAGCUGUCGGACGGGCGGACUGCGUUGCAGGCCUUUAUGGAUCUGAUCGAAAGGCCUGCGCCGGCUGUGACCCCGGUCCGCCCGCGGGCCGCAUCGCACCACGGCGGGCGUAACCCGGGCUCGCCGCGGAUCCCCGACGCCGGCCUAGUGGAUCUGGUGUCUCGGAUCACCGCCAAGUACGCCGCGCUCUCACAGUAUUUUGCAGCCUCGGCGGCGGCGCGCGACGACGACGCCGCAGGCGCGGCGCGGGCGGUGCUCGAGACGGUCACCUUCCAGAAGGAGCUUGUCACUCUCUGCGCUCUCCUUGAGUCGCUCCUUCGCGACAUGGUGCAUCUGCCGCUGCUCGACACGCUGGCAGCGCAGCUCCCGGCGGUCCUCCACGAGCUGGCGGUCGACGUUGUCUCGUCGAACACUUACGUCGGAGUGGUGGGCGUGAUGAAUGCCGGCAAGUCGUCGACCAUCUCGGGCCUGGUCGGCGCCGACGUGGUGCCGUCGCGAGCAACAGCCAUGACUGUCCUCCCUACCCUUAUCACACACGACCCGACCAAGCAUGAGCCUACCCUCCGGCUGCCGGCAUCGUGUGUUGAGACGCUGCGAAUGCUGGUGAUCCAACUGAGGGCGGCGCUCUUCGCACCGGGCGCCGCCGCGUUUGAGGACCUCGACAUGGGCGCGUCGUCGUCGCUGGUGACCGAGUUGACGGCGCCAGCAGGCACGCCGGGUGCCGCGCUCGGUUGGUUUGACAGCUACGCCGGCGAGUACACCGUGGCCGGCGAGGCUGCCAUCAACGCGACGCUUGUCAAGGUCAACGACAUUUUUCGUGCUGGCGCCCGGGCCGGCAUUCUCGACCAGGUGGUCAAGAUCACAUCGGGCGCCGCCAGUGAGGCGCCGCCGCCGCAGAGCGACUUGUCGUCGUCGCCGGGCCCGCGCCCGCUCGCGCUUGUUGACCUCCCGCAAAUUCUGGUUUGCUUUGCCUCGCUGGUGGUGGGUGAGAGCGAGGGCAGCGGCGAGUUUGGUGGCGUUGACGAGGGCGAUGUCGGGGCAUUCCGUGAGCGCGGCGACUCGUCGUGCUCCUCGAUCGGAAUAUCGCUCUCGGACUCGGACGACGAGGAUGAAGGGGAGGAAGCCGACGUGCCUUGCCACGCUGAGGUCGAGGUCAAGAUCGAGACAGAGACCGAAGACCAGGUCGAGGUCGAGAGCAGCAGAGAGGCCGAGGCCGACGUGCGGGCACUGCUGGCACUCUCAGGCACGCUCUCGUUCAUCGACUCGCCCGGGCCAAACGAGAUGGACAUGCCUGUACUGUCUGCGUUUGUGGAGGGCAUUUUGCAGCAGGCGUCUGUGGUUGCGCUGGUGCUCGACUUUGCGAGCCUCAACGGGACAGCCGAGGCUGAGUUGCAGGACAAGGUGUCUUCGGUGCUGUCUGUGCUCAAGCAGGACGCCUUUGUGUUUGUCAACAAGUUUGACCAGCGGAACGAGGCGUCCGGACAAGAUCUAGACGAGGCUGGGGUGCGGCAGUAUGUGGCGCAGUCGGUGACUGCGGCGCUGGCGUCGUGCAGCGUGCCUCCAUCGCGGGUCUUUCCGGUCUCGGCCAAGUACGCCCAGCUUGCGAACCACGCGCGGAACUACGCGCGGAGCCACCCGUGGCAGGUGCCUGCAGCGGCGGACGAGCCGUGGGUGGAGGCGUUUGCGCGAAUUGCGUAUGGCGAGACAUGGGACGCGCCGCACAAUUACCCGCGGAUGGUGGAGCGCGGCGAGGUGGAAGCGUUCCGGAUGGGAACGCGGGCAGUGUACGCGGCGUCGCGGCUCGAGGCGCCACUCGAGUCGAUGCUCCAGUACUGCUACGCGAACGCGACGACCAUUGCGCUUCGGGCGUCUCUGGCCAAGCUGGUGCAACAUGUGGCGCUCCCGCUCCGGGCGCGCCUGGUGGAUGAGCUGGCGGUGUGCUCGACGUCACUGGCGUCGCUGCAGACGUUCCUGGUCGUCUCCGAGGUCAACCACGAGCAGAUCAACGAAGCGCUAGGCAAGGUCCUGGAGGCCGGCGGGCAGAUCGUGGUUUCGCAGCUGGACAAGAGCCUCGGCGUCUUUCUCACGCAGCUCGACAAUGUGUUUACGCCUGGCGGGCAGCGGCUGUUUGCCAUGUGGUGCUCUGUGCGAAGCGAAUGGGUGCGGCAGCUGCCGCAGGCGCCGACGUCGCUGGUGGUGAUGAUGGAGCACGUGUUUGACUUUGAGACGAACGACGAGGUGCUCGGCGGCAGCAGCGAGAGCGAGAGCGAGAAUGAGGGCUCGGUGACGCAGUGUGUGCUGUCGUCGGGCCAGUUUGUGUUUGAGACCAAGGAUGCGGCGCUCGACUGGCUGGACGAGGUGGCGGUUCUGUUUGAGCUCGCGCUCCAGUCUGCGCGCAACGACAUGGUGGCCGAGCUGGUGGCGGUGACAAAGCCAGUCUCUGUCCAGCUGAAGGCGCUUGUGGAGAAGCAUCUUGCACCACUACUUGCACAGUAUCGGAUCAUGGUCUCGGAGCUGCUCGACGUGUCGGUGGCCUUUCCGGAGCUCGGGCUGGAGCCAGACGCGCUGCAGACCUCGCUCGAGCUGCUGUCAUCGGGGAGAGGCGGCGGAAGCAGUAACGACGACGACAACAACAGCGAGGCGGGUCACUUUUGCCAGCGGAGCGAGCUGCUGGAGGAGCGGACGUCGCGAUCGCUCGGCUUCUCCUGGUCGCUCAAAAAGGCGGUCAAGGUCAAGUCGAAGAGCCGGUGGUGCGUGUCCAAGGAUGCGCUGCAAGCGUACUUUUGCCGGCAGAUGGAUGGAGCGCUCCGGGAGCUUGUUUUGGCUGCGGAGCAGCACUGUGCGUCUGCACUGACGGCGAUGCUAGCAUCGUACGCAAGUGCGGUGUCAGAUGUCCUCGCUUCUCUGCUGUCGUCGAUCCAGGCGGCAGCCGACCGCAAACUUAUCUCGCGCGAGGCGUCACUUGCCGAGGCCGCAGCGGCCGAGGACGGGAUCUGGCGGCUGAAUGAGUUCUGGGUCCGGGCGCAGUCACUGAUCAACAUGCUUGAGUUUGACGCCGAGAUCCCAGCCUCGUCCGAGGCCUCGCUGUCGUCGCUCAUCGACCUCGACGUCCUCCUCGUGCCGCCAAUCCACUCGGAGCUCUGCCCGCUCAGCUCCGACUACUCCGAGGUGGAUGACGUGUUUGUCGACUCUGCAAUCACGCAAGCGGUGUGACAAUGACAAUGAUGGGUGUUAAUGAAUACGGCUGCUGUAAACGAGCAAAGGCAGAA
Molecule: messenger RNA, 4987 nt
Organism: Thecamonas trahens ATCC 50062
Lineage: Eukaryota; Apusomonadida; Apusomonadidae
Exons: 2
Coding region: 321-4931 (1536 amino acids)
Molecular function (GO): GTPase activity
Source: RefSeq, a predicted model, not a curated record